This is a messenger RNA of Daktulosphaira vitifoliae (grape phylloxera), 1286 nucleotides long. RefSeq names its product nuclear transcription factor Y subunit gamma (gene Nf-YC). The record is from RefSeq and is a predicted model, not a curated record. Lineage: Eukaryota; Metazoa; Arthropoda; Insecta; Hemiptera; Phylloxeridae. Gene Ontology annotation, biological process: regulation of DNA-templated transcription. Gene Ontology annotation, cellular component: CCAAT-binding factor complex; nucleus. Gene Ontology annotation, molecular function: protein heterodimerization activity; DNA-binding transcription activator activity, RNA polymerase II-specific; DNA binding. Bases 205 to 1209 code for a protein of 334 amino acids. The transcript has 7 exons.
CUACGCAAUGAAUUACAGAAACGGGGACGAAGGGAAUGUUUAUCGUAAAUAGUCGUUCGUUGAAUAGCUAUUGGAUGUUUAUUAUUGUUUUGUUGAUUGGUGAAAUUUUCCCAUCCGCCAAUUUUGGUUGGACGCAACUUUUUAGCGGCAAAUCAAUCUCGUUUGAUUAUUGUGAAAUUAAACUUCACUCAUUGUUUGUUUACUAUGUCGGUUUAUUUAGUAAAUCCGAGUACUGAAGAAGAAGAGGAAGAUAACCCAACCGAAGAAGGAUCGAAUGCCAUUACUAUUUCAGUAGAAGACAAUCCAACUUGUAAUGUGGCGGCUUUGCAUCAGUUUUGGCCUAAAGUAACUGAAGAUAUAAGGAAAAUAGGAACUUUAGAUUUAAAAACUCAAUCAUUACCAUUAGCUAGAAUUAAAAAAGUAAUGAAAUUGGAUGAGAAUGUUAAAAUGAUUAGUGCUGAAGCACCUAUGUUGUUUUCAAAAGCUGCAGAAAUAUUUAUCAAUGAAUUAACAUUACGUGCAUGGAUACAUACUGAGGAUAAUAGACGUAGAACAUUACAAAGAAAUGAUAUUGCCAUGGCUAUUACUAAAUAUGAUCAAUUUGAUUUUCUUAUUGACAUAGUACCUAGAGAAGAAGCAAAAAUUGUUACUAAAAGUAUAAAUGAUAAUAAGACUAAUUUGAAUCCUGAACAGGUUCAAUACUACUUUCAAUUAGCUCAACAACAACAACAACAAGCUAGUUCUCAGUCUACUACGAAUGCUGCACAAACUAUACAAAUUUUACAGCCUGUUACUAAUCAACUUGUAACAUUAAGUGGAGGAUCACAGGACCAAGUUAACAUAGAAAAUAUUGGUAAUAGUACUUCAAAUAUUACAACUAAUACAUCUACAACAGUUUCUGGUAGUCAGCCACAAGUGAUACAACUUCAAGGUAACCCACAAACUCUUAAUUCUAAUGGAACUGGUGUACUUCAAUUAGUACAACAAGUUAUUACACCAUCUGGUGAAAUACAACAUAUUCCUAUUCAACUAAAUUCAAAUCAAAUGCAAAUGCUUCGUAUGCAAGUACAAAAUUCUCCUCAAACUCAACAAGUGCAAGUAGUUCAAACAGCUCAACCACAAAUUAUACAAGUGGCUUCUCAAGCUAAUGGACCAACUCCUGUUUAUAUAUCUCAAUCAACUGUAAACCCAACAUCUAGUUCAGAAUAAUUAAUUGUAAAUAAAAUGUUUAAACUUGUGAAUAAAAAUCAAUGAAAUAUAAUUAGUUAUUUAUAGAAAUAAAAGAA